This is a messenger RNA of Cotesia glomerata, 1518 nucleotides long. RefSeq names its product N-acetylgalactosamine kinase (gene Galk). Gene Ontology annotation, biological process: carbohydrate phosphorylation; galactose metabolic process. The coding region runs from base 143 to 1453 and encodes 436 amino acids. The record is from RefSeq and is a predicted model, not a curated record. Gene Ontology annotation, molecular function: ATP binding; galactokinase activity. NCBI's taxonomy places the organism in Eukaryota, Metazoa, Arthropoda, Insecta, Hymenoptera, Braconidae. The transcript has 8 exons. Gene Ontology annotation, cellular component: cytoplasm; cytosol.
UGUCACGGUCAUGUAAAUCAGUAUCCACUUAACAACACACACCGACGUUUCAAUAACAUUGAUAACAAGUCUCUUAUCAAUAAAAGACCGUUCUCAACCAAGUCUGGUUAAUAUAACCGAAGAAUAAAACUUUGUAAUUAUCAUGAACAAGUGCGAAGACAUGGAGGCCGUGGAAAUUCUUAAGCCGGAUGAUAUAUUGAGCAACAGACUCGACAAAUUGACCAAGCAUUUCGUGUCACGGUUUAACAACAAACCGCAGUUUUUCACAAGAGUACCUGGCCGUGUUAAUUUAAUUGGAGACCAUGUCGACUACUGCGGAUUCCCAGUAUGCCCGAUGGCAAUUGAGCAAGACGUACUUUUGGCGGUUGGCAAGGCGGACUCGGGGCUCCAUUUGACCAAUCUCGAGACUGAAAAAUACUCCGACUAUGAUUGUGACUCCCUGAUUAAUUGCGGGGAAGUUUUAACGAAGUCAAAGGAGCCUCAUUGGUAUAAAUAUUUCAUAUGUGGAGUCGUCGGAGCUUUGGAGGAGAUUACGGAGGACAAAUGUCAGGGUAUUAACGUCGCUGUCUGGGGAAACAUUCCACCGGCGUCGGGUUUAUCGAGCUCCAGUGCAGUUGUAUCAUCUGCAGUGCUCGCUAUGACUCAUGCGUUUGGAUAUACAAUGUCAAAAAAAGAUCUAGCGUUGUUAAGUGCCCGAGCGGAAAGACACAUCGGUACUGAAGGCGGUGCGAUGGACCAAGCGAUAGCGUUCCUCGCAAAACCAGGUGCUGCUAAGCUGAUCGAGUUCAACCCGCUGAGAACGACAGAUGUGAAGCUGCCGGUUGACGCGGUCUUCGUAAUCGCAAACAGCCUGGCGGAGUGCAACAAAGCCGCGACGUCUGAGUUCAACACUCGCGUCCGCGAAUGCAAGUCAGCUGCGCAAAUAAUCGCGAAAGAAAAGCUCGAAAAGUGGGAUGCAGUGAAGACGAUCGGCGAACUCCAGAAAGAGCUCGGGACUUCGCUGCCCGAGACCUUGGAGAUUGCUAAAAAAGUCCUCCUGGAGUACCCGACUUUGUACAAGCGCAUCAAGCAUGUCCUCAGCGAGGCUGAGAGAGUUCUCGAAUUUAAAAGUAUCUGUCAGAGUUCUGACGACGACCAGCUGACCCGCUUGGGAAAGUUAAUGAAUGAAAGUCACGAGAGCCUCCGCGAUCUCUAUCAAUGCAGCCAUAAGUCCGUGGAUCUGCUGGUGGAGAUGGCUCUAGAGUGCGGAGCCUUGGGAGCAAGAAUUACUGGCGCCGGAUGGGGAGGCUGCGUUGUCGCCUUGACGACCAAAGAUAAAGUAGAGUCCUUUGUGAACGACCUGAAGCAACGACAGAGAACUUUCAACGGCGGAGUCAGAGCUAACUCCGUAGAAAACGCGAUUUUUAUUACCGAACCUCGCGCCGGAGCUGCUAUUUAUGAAACUCGUUUAUAAAUUUAUUAAUUAUCAAAUUUAUAUAUUUUUAUUAUACUUCUAAAAGUAAAUUAUAUGCUCAAUUA